AUGGGUAUUAAGUGUAUAAUAAAUCUGCUGGGACUGAUAAAUCUAUACUCACUUUUCACAGGUACCAGUGGACAGAAAACAAUCCUUGUGUUCAGCAGUGAUGGUGAAAAUGUCAAUCUGUUUGCUGAUGAUUCUCCUACUGACUGCGCAUCAACUUCAUGGACAUAUAGCAGAGAACUAAAUUCAGACUCAGUUGAACUAUUUGAAAAUGGGAUGAAGAAAAGUGGCACCGAGAGAGAUGAGAGACUGAGUCUGGGCGCUGACUGCUCUCUGAACAUCUAUCAUGCCACAACUGAAGAUCGUGGUGUUUACAGCUUCUGGCAAUAUGUAACUAAAGCAGAAAAUCUAGUUGCCAGUGUUUAUCUGCAUUUUCUUCAAGUUUCUCCACCAUCAACCACAGAAGCUGAGAUUAGACCAGGCAGCUCAAUGACUCUCUCUUGUCAGCUGUAUGUGUAUGAUGGAUAUCCUUGUGAUCAUUUACUCACUCCAGAGGGACUUCAGCUCAUCUGGGUGAAUGAAUCUGGUGUGAAUCUGCAAACCGACUCCAGAUUUCAGAUCUCAUCCUCAUCCUCAUCAAAACACUGUAACAUCAGUCUGACUACAACACUCCUGAAUGAAGAUGACAGCACGGAAUGGAGAUGCCAGAUUAGUGAAGGAUCUGAAGUAAAGACCUCGGUCAGUUAUACUGUCUCAUUCCUGAGUAAGAAAACUAAAAUACUCAUGUAUAACUUAUUUAGCCCAACAAUAAUUACAAGUCUGCACUAAUAAUAACUAACUAACUAAUACUGUAAUGUUUACUUGGGCUAUUAGUUUAUUUUACAUAAAUUCAUAUUAAUACAUUGCAUCUAUGUGUCUGACAACACUUUCUAAUCUUUGUUUUUUCAGGAGGUAGUGAGAUUGUAGGAGACGGGUUGUUACUCAGAGGUUUUUGAAAUGUCUUUAUCAUAUUUACUGAUAGCAGUGCAUCAAUAAUUGGUCAGUGUUUUGUUUCAUUAAGAUAAUGUAGUUUCAUUGACUGAGUUUGUUCCUUCUCUGUCUGCAUGUGUCUGUCCACCUCUCCAUGCUGCAGGGAUUAUAAUUAUCAUUGAGAUGGCAGCACUAAGUAUUCCUACUGCUAUUCUUCUAUGGAUCUGUAAAACAAGAUCUGGAAAAAGAAGACAUCCAGAAGACAUUGAGAUUUAAAUCAUUUUGAAUAAAAAACUUAGUUUUAGAAAGUUUUUUUUCUUAUUAAUGCAUUCACUC
Molecule: messenger RNA, 1242 nt
Organism: Danio aesculapii
Lineage: Eukaryota; Metazoa; Chordata; Actinopteri; Cypriniformes; Danionidae
Exons: 4
Coding region: 1-765 (254 amino acids)
Biological process (GO): T cell activation; positive regulation of ERK1 and ERK2 cascade; interleukin-15-mediated signaling pathway
Cellular component (GO): membrane raft; external side of plasma membrane
Molecular function (GO): protein tyrosine kinase binding; MHC class II protein binding
Source: RefSeq, a predicted model, not a curated record